Coffea arabica (coffee) is the source of this 1896-nucleotide messenger RNA. The record is from RefSeq and is a predicted model, not a curated record. Lineage: Eukaryota; Viridiplantae; Streptophyta; Magnoliopsida; Gentianales; Rubiaceae.
AUGCACGGGGAUCCGGACGUGGCCAGAGCUUGCUACCUGGCCGUACUGCGGGAACAGGAGAAGGUGGUGGCCCAGACGACCUGCUUGGAACCCUACAUCCCAGGGGACGAGGCUCGGCAGCUAAGCACUCCGAACGAGAUCGAGGAGUUCCCCCUGAGGGAGGACCGGCCCGACCAGGUCCUCCGCAUCGGGGCACGGUUACCCACCGAGGAGAAGAAAGGUUUGAAGGCCCUGUUGAGAGAGUACUCCCAGGGGUACCAUCAGAUCGAGAUGGCCGAGGAAGACCGGGAGAAGACCUCCUUCGUUACCGAAGAGGGAACCUACUGCUACCGGACCAUGCCGUUCGGCCUAAAGAAUGCUGGGGCUACCUACCAGCGCCUGGUCAACAAACUGUUUCAGAAUCAGAUCGGCAGGAGCAUGGAGGUCUACGUGGAUGACAUGAUCGUCAAGAGCCGAACCGAUCCACAGCUCAUCCCCGACCUGAGGGAGGUCCUGAAUAUCCUACGGGAGAGCAGGAUGCGGUUGAACCCAAAGAAAUGCACCUUUGGGGUCAGGUCGGGGAGAUUCCUGGGGUUCCUGGUGUCCCGCGAAGGGAUCCGGGCCAAUCCGGACAAACUCCAGGCCAUAAUGGACAUGGCCCCUCCGAGGAAUGUGAAGGAGGAAUGCCAGAAGGCCUUCGCCGAGCUAAAAGCGUACCUGACCGAGCUACCCACUUUGACCGCCCCGGACCAGGGGGAGACUCUGUUCCUUUAUCUGUCCGCCUGCAACGAGGCCGUCAGCGCGGUCUUGGUGCGGGAGGACAGGGGGGCUCAGAGACCGGUGUACUACGUUAGUCGCGCUCUACAAGGGCCAGAGACGAGGUACACACCGGCGGAAAAGUUGAUCCUCGCCUUGGUGCACGCUGCUCGCAAGCUCCGCCCCUACUUCCAGGCUCACAGCAUUGUAGUCCUGACCGACCAGCCCCUGCAUCAGAUACUCACCAAGCCAGAGGUCUCGGGCAGGAUGACCAAGUGGGCCGUCAAGCUGACCGAGCACGAUCUUAGUUAUCAGCCUCGCACCGCGAUCAAGGUUCAAGCCUUGGCGGACUUCCUUGCUGAGGGGGCUAGCUUGACCCUGACCGAGUUAGUCCCAACACCCACGGACGCCCCGACAGAGGACCCGUGGGUGCUGUUCGUGGACGGCGCCUCGAGCAAGGAAGGGAGCGGAGCUGGCCUGCUGCUCACCUCACCCAUCGGAGAAGAGCUGACCUAUGCGCUUAGGUUCGAUUUCCCGGCAUCCAACAACGAGGCGGAGUACGAGGCCCUAUUGACGGGGUUACGGAUAGCCCACCAGAUGAGCAUCACCACGAUCAGAGUUCGGAGCGACUCUCAGCUCGUCGUCCUCCAGGUCCGCGGGGAGUACGAAGCCAAGGACGAGAUUAUGAAGAAAUACCUGGCUAAGGUCCGAGAGGCAGUGGCCUCGUUCGGAACCUUUGAAAUCGAGCGGGUGCCGAGGUCCCAGAACAAGCGUGCAGACGCCCUUUCGAAGCUGGCGUCCUCCUCAUUUGCCCAUCUGAGCAAGCAAGUCUUGGUAGAGGUGGUGAAGCAGAAAAGUAUCGACCAGAUCCAGGUCCUGGCUAUAGACAGCUCGGCCACCUGGAUGACUCCCCUCGUUAACUUCCUCAGCUCGGGUGCCCUCCCUGAGAACAAAAUCGAGGCUCGCCGAGUCCAGCUCAGAGCUGCCAAAUACGCCUACGUUAGGGGAACCCUCUACAGGAGGUCGUACUUAUCCCCCUGGCUAAAAUGCGUGACUCCCGAGGAAGGUGAUCACGUUCUGCGCGAAAUCCAUGAGGGUAUAUGCGCGGCGCAUGUGGGGUCCCGGGUGUUGGCCAAAAAGUGCCUCCUCUUGGGCUACUAA